UCCUCCUCCUCCUCCGCCUCCGCCACCACACACCAUCUGACCGCUCUCACCACUCGACGCCUGCGCGCUCCUCUGCAUAUAGCCUCCCGCUCCCGCACGCACAGCACACGCACACACAGACUAGCCUCCAAGAUGCGUUCCAAGUUCAAGGACGAGCACCCGUUCGAGAAGCGCAAGGCCGAGGCCGAGCGCAUUCGCCAGAAGUACAACGACCGCAUUCCCGUUAUCUGCGAGAAGGUCGAGAAGUCUGACAUCGCCACCAUCGACAAGAAGAAGUACCUGGUGCCCGCUGACCUGACGGUCGGCCAGUUUGUCUAUGUCAUCCGCAAGAGGAUUAAGCUUUCUCCCGAAAAGGCCAUCUUCAUCUUCGUCGAUGAGGUGCUGCCGCCCACGGCCGCUCUCAUGAGCUCGAUAUACGAGGAGCACAAGGACGAGGACGGCUUCCUGUACAUCACCUACUCGGGCGAGAACACGUUUGGCGAGGCCAUGUAGACGGAUUUGCUCCACCCCCGCUUCCCCUUAUCUAUCGGCUCUCAGGGCCGCGGCGAACUCGGGCGUUAUCGGAUUAUGGGUUUCUUUGAUGUUCAUUGCAACAGUAUACCGCGCGAGGAUAAGUGCUUGGUGUUGAAGACAGACGGCUGGUGCAGCGGCAUCCCCCCCCCCCCCAGCGCCCUGGGCCCGGCAACUAUGAUUGGAAUUUGGGGGGGGAUGAAACAAGUCAGACCAGGUGGACAGGCACGAGAAUAGCUUGGGUCUCUACAGGCGGCCUCUCUAUUCUCGAGGGUCGUUGUUGGGCAAGGUUGGCUUCAUUCUUCUUGUCCUGACAUGCCCCUGUAAUUUGCUUUUUCCGCUCUAGUCCGAAUACCAGACCUGAUGUGACCUCACUGUCUGCACUGCUCCGUCAUGAAUGUGAAUGUGCCUACCCGUGACUGUCCGUACCUGACGCAGCCGCGUGACUGCGCCUCACCUCAC
This is a messenger RNA of Exserohilum turcica Et28A, 972 nucleotides long. RefSeq lists its product as uncharacterized. The transcript is spliced from 3 exons. The record is from RefSeq and is a predicted model, not a curated record. The coding region runs from base 133 to 492 and encodes 119 amino acids. Gene Ontology annotation, cellular component: cytosol; autophagosome; fungal-type vacuole membrane. Lineage: Eukaryota; Fungi; Ascomycota; Dothideomycetes; Pleosporales; Pleosporaceae. Gene Ontology annotation, biological process: cellular response to nitrogen starvation; macroautophagy. Gene Ontology annotation, molecular function: phosphatidylethanolamine binding.